ACUAUAUUAUAUAAUAGAAACUUAUAAUUUCAAACUCAAAAUAAAUUUUCAUUGCGUUUUACGUACAGUGGAGUACGAGCCAGAAUAUGUAGUCAUGUUUUAUUAAAUGAACAUCGAGUAAUGUAAAUGUUAACAAGGGAGCUAGUUUACAAGACGCAUUUUUUCGACCGAUUCGGUAUUGCGACCUCCAGUAAGAGGAUACAUAGGAUCGUAAUGUAACUAUUGUCUUAAGGCUUGGCACGGUACGCACGGCUUUUACAAAUAAAAUCAAUCAGGAUAAUGCACGUGACGUAACACAUAGAACAGAGAUACCGAUAAACAGGAAAGAUUGAACGAAAUGGUUUCGAUUUACUCUUUCGCGACUUCUCUCGGUGCUCUUUGAACUGGAAUUGAUCAACUGGAAUAGAUAAACGCGGAUAUUCGAACAAACAAAGACAUAUGAAUUUCCAUAGUUUUCAAGAUAUCUGCAAAACGUUAUCGAUACCACAACAAUGAAUUCUGCCCAUCAUUGUGCGUCCGCAACAGCGUACGCGUUAAUAUUGGUUACCGACUGCCUUUCAACGGACAGAUAUAAUAGCAAUGAUCCAACCGAAACCUAGUUCUUAUCUUUCGUUUAUAUAACAUGUAUAAACGAGAAUUCACCGAGCUUGAGUAAAGAUUCGUGCACAACUACAUAUGCGAAGCUGUAAGAAAUAUCUAUUCUAUCGCGAUUAAAAAUGAAUAUCAUCAAUGUAUUGGGGUUAGGUUUCGAGUUAACGUUAUCAAUCCGCUUGCGUGAAGCAGUAACGGUUCUUCUAUUUCGUCGAAUAAUAUCGAUUAUUCUUCCGCCUAUUAUUUGUAUAAUUAAUUUGUUCCUAUGUUACGCAAGCAUUGCCAGCCGCUUCGCGAUGGCGGGGUUGAGAAAGCUAAGCCAAGGCCAAACGCAAUAUUUUCUUACAGCUUUGCAUAUGCAGUUGUGCACGGGGCAUUUAAGCUCGUCCAAUUCUCGUUUAUACAUACUACAAACAGAAGGUAAGGGAUAGAUUUGAGUUGGUUUUGAGCGAUCAAUACUGACCCAUAGGCUGUCACAGACGCAAAGUGUAUUUGUAAUUUUCAAAGAAUAAAGGCAACUUCUUGCAUUAAAUACGUAUUCAAUUAUGUAAUAAUAAUUAUAUAAUUAUUUAAGAAGCUUAAAUUUUCGCGAGUAAAAAAUAAAGGAAAUGUAAGAAAAUGUGAAGUUCGAACGUCUGGAACAUCUCUGUCUUCUGGGCUUCUUCAGCCUCGACUGUGGGAAGGGAAGAGAAAGCGUCAACAGUUGAGGCUGCCAUAAAUUAGGUCCCUACGUUUUGCGACUGCGUUGCCUAGUAUAUUCGAGUAUACUUUGCACAAUCAUGGAUGAUGUGGGCGACUGUCGAAACGAAACUACGCGAACUCGGCAUUUCCAAGUCUACAGAACGUGCUGUAAACGUCUAACGUGACUAACCUCAACUCGCUUGUAAUAUUUUUUUAUAGAAACGUUUAUUUAUCGAAUAAUUUGGGUUACCGUAAAGAUUGAUCUGCUACUGUGCGUACACAGUUUCGUUUACGAUUAUACGAUAUUCUCUUUUAUACUCUAUUUGUAAUUUUAUGUUACUAUUUAGUUUCAAUUCCAAUCAUUAUAAGCGGUGUAAUCUUAUUCCAUGCUGUAUCAAUCGGUAACGCUGAGAGUAAUACAAAAGUACAUCGCUAGAUGUCAUUAAGAAAACUUCCAACAUUCUCACGUGUUGACAUAAAAUUGUAAAAUAUAACCUAUAUGUAUAAUAGUUAGUAGAUUUUUAUGAAAUGUAUUCCUUUUUUGUUCUAUGAGUUGUUUUAUUAUUUAUUUUAUCAUAUUAUUGGGACAAUGAAUAACAUUCGAACAAACUAAUCUAGAUGUCAAAUUAUUAACGUGCCAGAAUAACCUAUAAAUGCCUUGAAUGACUCGAUUUCUGUAAAAAAAUGCUAGCUCCGUGUCAAGAUAUCAUUGAAGAUAUAGAAGAUUUAAUAUCAUCGCAAGAUAUUACACCGAAGGAACGAUAUAGUGCAAGGAAAAAUGUUACUGUUCGUUCUAAACGUAAACAAGUAACUGAAGAUGUACCAGAACCUCCUAUUUUCGAUAGUAUUGUGCCAGGGACACAGACAAUUUAUACAAAGACAUGGGGUUGUACUCAUAAUAAUUCUGACAGUGAAUAUAUGGCAGGUCAACUUGCUGCUUAUGGUUACAAAUUAACGGAAAAUAAAUAUGAAGCAGAUCUGUGGCUCUUAAACUCUUGUACAGUAAAAAGUCCAGCAGAGGAUCAUUUCAGGAAUGAAAUCGAAGCUGGAAGAAAGAUGGGAAAACAUGUUGUAGUUGCCGGAUGCGUACCACAAGGUGCACCGAAGUCAUCUUUCUUACAAGGAUUAAGCAUGAUCGGCGUGCAACAAAUCGAUCGUGUGGUAGAAGUAGUGGAAGAAACUCUGAAAGGAAAUACCGUUCGGUUCCUGCAACAGAAAAAGGAAGCUGGUAAAAAGAUCGGCGGCGCCUCUUUAAGAUUGCCUAAGAUUCGUAGGAAUCCGCUGAUCGAAAUCAUAGCUAUAAAUACUGGGUGUUUAAAUCAAUGCACUUACUGCAAGACAAAACAUGCGAGAGGUGAACUGGGAAGUUAUCCUCCCGAUGAAAUUGUUGAGCGUGCGAUACAGGCGUUCGACGAAGGCGUCUGCGAGUUAUGGUUAACCUCUGAAGACACAGGAACUUAUGGUAGAGAUAUUGGCACGAGUUUGCCCGAAUUACUGUGGGCACUCGUGAAAGUGGUGCCCGAUGGAUGUAGGGUUCGCGUUGGAAUGACUAAUCCACCAUAUAUCCUGGAGUAUCUGGAGGAGAUGAGCAAAAUUCUGAGCCAUCCAAAAGUCUACAGUUUUCUUCACAUUCCGGUGCAAUCUGGAAGCGAUCAGGUGUUAGCCGAUAUGAAGCGAGAGUAUACCCGCGCCGAUUUCGAGCGAGUUGUCAACUUUCUACGAGAACGUGUUCCUGAGUUAACUAUAGCGACGGAUAUCAUUUGCGGUUUCCCAACAGAAACAGAACAGGAUUUUGAAGAGACGAUGAAACUUUGCGAAAAGUAUAAGUUCCCGAGUUUGUUUGUCAAUCAGUUUUUUCCCAGACCGGGAACGCCGGCUGCUCGAAUGACGAAAAUACCUACGCAAAUUGUGAAAAACAGAACCAAAAGGUUAUCAGAAUUCUUUCAAUCUUAUUCUCCGUAUUUUGAUAGAAUAGGACUCGUCCAAGAUGUGCUAGUGACAGAAAUAUCCCAUGAUAGAAAGCACUACGUCGGACAUAAUAAAUCUUAUGAACAGGUUCUCCUACCGUUAAAGGAAGAAUAUUUAGGAAAAAUAGUUAGAGUAAAGAUCGUAGAAACGACAAAAUAUUCUAUGAAGGGGGAACCAAUAAUAGAAGGUACGUCCCCGGCGUUAAAACCAUGUUUACCAAAAGGAGCUAUAUCAGGAAUACCAAUGGAGAUGAAAUCAUCGAAAUAUAGAAUAGGAGUUGCCCUGGCAAUUCUUCUAGCAAUCAUUCUCAGGCUAUUAUGGAAGUUUUUUAUGAUUUAGCAAGUCUCUUGUUCUCUAAAUUCUUUAAUCCGGAAUCUAUAAGAAAGAUUUUUACUAUUGAUUCAGGCGUUAAUAUCAGGGACGGACUGGAACUUGAAUUUCUACCGGAAGAUGACCGACUGAUUGACUUGAACUAUUUUUAGUUCAUUAGUUAAAUUCUAUGUAGGGCUGCGUCAAAUGCCACAAAUCGGUGCUCUACCGAUCCACCGGUAAUUUUCCGAAACUACGCGAUGCGACGUGAAUCAGUCCGCAUCUAAAAUUGAUGGUUGUAUCGACAAGUCUAUUUAAGUUUUAGAAAAUACACUAACACAAAUCUUUACAUUAACAAACUUUUUAAAAUGAACAAUUAAAAUUUGUAAUCUGUUGACUCCAUAAGAAGCUAAUGCAUAAAUACUGUUUCUAGUCAUUAGUUUCUCCAUUAAUUUGUACGGCAUAGUAACAUUCAUGUAUCACUACGUUACUAUUUGCAAAUUGAUCAAGAGCUGUCCGGUGUACCGUGCAUUUUAUUGUAGAUUUUCUACAUUUUCCUAUGUACAUGAUGAUUCAACACAGUUCGAAUCCAAUAAAUCAAGGUAACGAAGCCCCGAGUCAUUUUUUUUAACCUUCUCGUGAAUACGUACACAUGUAUAUCCAGCACCCACAAAAUAAUGCACCGAUUCAAAAAUGUAGAGAUAUUUUCAACAACAAUUUAUCUACAUAAAGUACAUAUGCACAUAUGCAUGUAUAUAUGUGUAUAUUCUCGUAAUUUAUUCUUUUUAUUAGUUAUAAAAUUCAUAUAUAAGAUUCAUAUAUAUUUGCAAUUUACAAUAUAAAAAUAUAUUCAUUAUAGAUGAAUGUACAUAUUUUUGUCACGAAUAAUACAAGCAUUUGAUAUAUUCAUUCGAUUUCAUACGAUCACUGAUAAAAUAAAUAAAUAAUAUUAUUAAAUGAUGAAUUAAUAACAGUAUAAUAAUAAUAAUAAUGUGAAUAUACAACGUUGAUCUUUAUCCUUGCAGCAAAAUAUAAUUAUACUAUAAAUUUUAUACAAUCUGUGUGUAUUUAAUAAAUUGAUUUUUCUAAUAAACUAUCAGUUAUCAAUUCUUAUUUUCGCAGUAAAAUAGAUUUACGUUAUAAAGUUCGAUAGAAUUUAUUUUUAGUAUAGCGAUAUUUUAUAUAAAUACUGCGCUUAAUUAAACUUAUUUCGUAUAAAUUUUACAAUAAAAUUUGUCUAAUUUUCAUCUUUGCAUUGUGAAAUAGCAACAGCAAGUUGUGGCUCAAGUGCACAGCAGAGGUGUACCGAAAUUCAAUUGCAUUGUAGCGAAAGGGUUAAAUUCUCGCUCGACAGGUAACGUGUAUUUAUCAAGAAAUCGUGUUUACGAGAACACUUGCGAUACUUUGCAGUCGAUGUUAUAUUUAAGAUAAAAACAGUCGAGUCUGAAUUUCCAACGAAUUAAGAAUGGCUUUGCUGUUGAAUUCUACUUUGUAAAGGGUGUGUUGGAGAAAAAUCAAGAAAAAGGAGGCGAAACUGUAGUAUUUGAAGCGUUUCCUGAAAUAAAAUGCUUAACAGUUAAAAAAGUAAGAACUCUGGUUUAUAAUUAAUUGACUAUAUUUGAAUUGACAAAAUACAGGAACCGGCCCUGAGUGGGCUUACAAAAUAUUAUUAGGACAACCCGAGUAUACAAAUUAAUGUUCUAGUCGAACAAUGAUAUCGAAUAUAAUUUAACUUAUUCUCGAUGCAUUCAGAACUAUAAUAGUAGAAAAGGAAAGAAGAAGGUAUUGAGCGUCCCCAAGUUAAUUUAUCCUCGAGAAAUCAUAAGUAUAGAGAAGAAGAAGAAGAAGAGCAUACGUUACACUUAGUAAAACAGUAUGUUCGCUAAGGAAACAUAAACCUCUUAAUUUAUUGCAUUAACAAUGCUCUUUUAUUUGGUACCGUCCCUCCCGAUGCUAACGUUUCGCUUUUUAAAGUACUAUAUUAUUAUUACUCGAAAAAUAUUAACUUAUUGUUACUAAACGUAAGUAUAAGCUUAUUCUAAAACGAGUUAUUAUCAAGGUAUUUCCUGAGUAUUAAAAUUCACAGGCAAAACUGUGUAAUCCGCUAGAAACGAUAAAAGAGAUAUUUGUAAAAAUCCUUUUUGUUAAAUUCAAAAUUGGGAUUUCCAAACAGCAUCACAACAAUCAGAUUACUCUCGUCUUUUGCAUAAGAUAUGAAUUUCCGCUGCUUUAUGCACAGCUUUAUGUACAGCGACAGACUUAAUUUUAAAAACAAGGCUUUUAUGACAUAUUCCUAUUGAAAUCUCUAGAGCAUAAUCAUUUUACUGCUCCUGCGUAUCGAUUAAUCAUAUUAAUGUCUUGUAACAUUUUAAUAUAUAUUGUCAUAUACAUAAAUGUGAACAAAAAGAACGUUAGCAUAACUCUCUUUUAACAAAUACAAUUUAUUGUUGCACUUUCUAGCCUAUUUCAUUAGAUUAUUCUCUUUAAAUUGACAUAUUAAUGAAAUAUUAUGAAAAAUAAUCUCUUUUAUCUCUCGUACUAUGUAUAUGUAAAAUGUAAUGAACGAUUUUUUAACAUUAAAAGCUGGCACAUUAAAUAUAGUGGAUCCUGGUAACGUCUAAACAUACAACAGGACUGACCCAAAGACAUACUCUUCCGUUUAUACGAAACAAAAUAUUUCAUCAAAUAUUUGCGCGCGUAUACAGUAACGAAAAUUGGCAAAUAAGAGAGCAGAUGUUUGACCUUUUGAAGGAUAAUUAAAUCGAAAAUCUUUUCUUAUCAGUUUCGUAUUUGCAUGUGAGAAUCAUUUCGAUGAACAGUAAUUCAUUUAUCGAUAUUUCCUAUAAACUCGAGUUUUCAGGAUUUUAAUGUACUUGGCACAUUUUUAUUUUACUCCAUACGAGAUUUCGCAUACUUUUUAUUCACAUCAAUCCUCCAAAAAGUAAUAUGUAUAGCGUAGUACGAAUUAAAUUAAGAUUAACGACUGUGUGAUUUGAUCAUUGUUUAUCACUGAUAUGAAAUAACACAAAAGUUAAUGCGAAAAGAAUAAUAUAAAAUUUAUAUACUAUUUUUUUCUUUAUUCGCAAUAUAGAUUGGAUAAAUAGCUUAAUCGCCAAUCUUAGUUUAAUUAUACGUACCCACCCACCCACACACACACGCGCGCACACGCACGCGCGCACACACACACACACACACACACACACAAAUGAUAUGACAUGAUAUGAUAUGAUGAUGAUGUGUGUGUAUAUAUAUAUAUAUAUCACCUUCGAGGCACUAUUUGCACAAUACUAAGAACAAGUAAGAAUAUACUACACUUCAGAAGGCCACAUUUUAUACAUACAUCGGACAACGACCGCUUUUCUCUGAGCUCUUAUCGAACACGUAACUUUAAAUUUACAUAUGCUACAAAUGUUAGAUAUUUCUCUGGUAUCUAUACGUAAAAUAGUAAAUCCUGCAGCCUCGUUCGCGAAAAUUUUGGCAUCCUUCUAGCUCGACCUCAAACGCACUGAACUUUACAUCUUGUAUCUUUUACCAAUCGAUUUCUACGGCUUUCGAGGCGACAGUACGCAAAAUAUUAUGUAAAUAAUUAUAAAAUAGCAUUUCCAUUGCUCGACCUAGAACGCUACUAACAAUAUGUACAAUACAUUCGAGCUUUUGAUUAAGUCUUUGAGCGUAUUAAUGAUCAUCUAAAGAUUAAAGAUACUAUGUACAACGGAAUGGUAUUGUCCUAUAUCACAGAAAUGUCGUGCGUGCUCGCUGUACCCACGCUGUUUUAAAAUGAUCCGUCGUUAUCUUUACCUAAGCUUUUCUAGCUUUAUCUAUGGAAAUUACGAUCAAGUAAUUGAAGAAAUAGUUCAAGAGACGAUACUUAUGCCGUAAAUUAUUGAAAUUAUUGCCGUGAAUUAUUUAAAAAAUAACGGUCUUCCCCACUGAGUAAUUCCCCAAUUUUCUAUGCAAUGCCUUUUUUUCAUAUGCUUGUCUUUCCAUUUUUCGUUUCCUUAUUACGUUAACAUAUCAUAUACAGUGUGACGUACUAAUGAUCCAUCUUAUGUACUAUAUAUAUGUAUGUAUCUCAUCGUCGUAUCUCAGUCUCGUUAAAAAAUGCAGAUAUUCGUAUUAAACGAUACACGUGCUUUUACAUCGAUUAUAUUUUGUCCUUUUUAUAUUUUAGAAAUAGUGGUUUAAAGAAUCAGAACCAAGUCAUUACGGCAUCAAAAAAUAUCGGGAGACAUAUAGCGUAUUGGAAAAAUCCAACAGAGAAAACACGUUUAUAGGAAUCUAUGUAUAGAAAUGCUUCAUUAGGUAAAAUAGUGAUAAAAAACUAAAGGUUUGUCAUACGUUAAAUAGGACCAUCGAGUGUCUAAUAAUUUGUUUUGCAGACAAUAAAUAAUUAAUUUUUCAUAUUUCCUUAAUAAAAUAUUUGCUCCCUCAAGUAUACUAUGCUAAUUUGGUCUCAAUCUUGUAGAACAUUUCAACAUCCGUGACACAACACUGUUUUACCGAACCAAGGAAUUAGAACAGAAACGAUACUUUGCUUUUCGCUGUUUACUCUUACAUACGGUAAAAACUUUUGAUGAUACAACAUGAAACGAAUUUAAAACGGUAAUACGACGAGCGACAAUAAAAUUUGUCUAAAAUUGUCGAUGAAAUUAAAAUUCCUUCGAAGAACAUAACAAGUCGUCUGUAUCAUAAUUAAAAAAUAUUUACCAUGAAGAAUAAAAAUAUUUAACUUCAGUUGACUGCUAAUCGAUGUUAAUAAAAUUUUUAAUAAAUUAGCUGUACACGCUUUGCUAAUUAAAAUAAAAGUUAUGAUAUUUUGGCACGCCACUAUAAUUUUCUAAAUUCACGGCAUAAGUUUCUAUAUAUACGUAUUAUUUGUUCUUGUAAUAAAUAGAGAACAUUUACAUACAUAGACAAAACGAUACGGAACUAAAUGCAUAUAUGAAAAUAACGAAACACAGGAUCAUUUUACGACAUUUCGUAGAAAUUAUUUGGAUUUUUACUUAAAGAGUCAUACUAUAAUAAAUCUUUCUUUUUCUGUUUACAAAGUAGAGACUUCGUGAUCGAUAUCGCAAUACUCGUUUUAUUAGUAAUAAACUUAAUAUAGAAUUUCAUUUGGUUAACGUUAAGAUCAAUCAAAGGUUUGACGACACGAUAUAACAUAUGGAAUGCGAUACGAUUAAAUGAAAUCUUCGUACAUAUCGGUAUCAAUCUCGGUAAAAUAUUCUCCGUUCUUUAUCCUUUUGACGGCCAAUUGAUCGUAUAGAAAAUAAAUAAAAUAGAGAAAAUAUCUUAUUAUAAAUUAUAUAUACAUACAUAUAUGUCAUGGGUUCACAGAGAUAUUAGAUUAAAAGAAAUGUUCAUUUCUUUUAUCGGAAGAGAGCGAUUAAAAACGAAAUUUGUGUAUCGAUCACGAAAUUCAACCGAAUACGAAUAUAUUACUAUGCGCUGGUUAUUUACAUGCAGUCUUUCGCGAUCCAGCAUACACCGGUACAAAAAUAACGUUCGAACGAACAAAGAGAAGCGAACAAAUAUUAAAUACAAUAAACUGACGUUUGAUUCGAACAUUAAAACGGACGUACAAAGAAUCGAUAUGGCAUACUAGAACACUAAGAACAAUGUAAAAAAUAAAGUAUGGCUCCCAAGAAGGGCGAAAAGAACGUUAAUAAUAAUUUAAGAAAGAAAAAGAAAAAAAAACAUACGUUAUGGCAAUUCUUAUGGCGUAAAUUACAUAAUGGCACAAAAGUGUAUCCUCGUUUUUUGUACCGGUUCGAAUGUUGAAACCUUGAGCGCAAUAUUGACGAAAACUUCAUUUAGAAGGAGAUUGUACCCGCUGGAACUGGAGGAAAUCAAACCUGAGAUUCUAACGGUCGGAGUCAAUUGCGAUCAGUACAAUUUUGUGUCACAAGAAGAAUCAUACGUACCGCAUAUACAUAUACAUAUGCAUUGCCGGUUUAUCGGUUGGAGCGGGAAUCGAUAUUGUCAUCGUAUGUCUGUCUCCCUCGCUCGAUAUUUAAAUUGACUCUAUUCGCAGCACAGAGGAAAAAAAAAUAGGAAAAAAAAGAAAAAAGAAAAGUCACUUGUCUGCGUAUGUACGCGAAUUUACGUUAGUACGGGUUGAAAGAGACCCGAUACAGCUCGCCGUCCGACCGCUCGCGCUCAGACACGAUUGAGUAGUUUACAGUCAACUAGCGACUAAAGCCGAAUCUACACUGUUUUACUGUGGAUAAUCGCUGCAGACGAAACGAGGAUAAAAGCGAUGUUGCUCUUCUUUUUCUUUUUUUUUUUUUUUUUUUUUUUCUUGAAGAACCAUCCGUUUUUCUCGAAGAUCAUCCACAAUGAAACAGUGUAAAUUCGACUUCACUUGCUAGUUGACCGCAAACUAUUCAAUCCUGUCUGAACCAACCUUUAAUUUUUGUUCAAAAAAUUCCAUGAAUUGUAGGCCAAUACCAUUAAUAUAAAAAUAAUACUUUCAAGUUGGUUUAAUGAUAGCAGAUCUUUGUCACGCGAUCAUUCAUUAUCGAGAUGUAAAAACGAUAUUUAUACAGAUAUUUAUACAGAUAUGGUAAAUUACAAUCGAUAAAGGAUCAAAGGUAACUCUCCAUCAUCGAGAAGGUUUCGUCAUUACCGCUCCUCUUUAUCCCCCGAUACUUGACUCACACAACUUGUUAUCUUACUAUUCCUAUAGCUACAUACAUACUUCAAUAAUACUUUUUGAGCGACCCUUUUUACGAGUCAUGGCAAUCCUUUUUUGACCUCGUAUUUUAUAAGACUAGCAGCAAUACGUACACACGCGAGACAAAACAUUUCCUUGUUCUCUUUGGAGAGAGAAUCGCAUCUUAGGAGGAGAGUAAGCGAUAAGAGAGAAAGAACGUGCGCAUCGAGGGAUUACGAUUCGACGAACAGUAAAGUAAGACGGGAUUAAAUUGCACAAGAUACAUUUUACUAAAAAUUAGUCAACAAUUUCCGGCUGCUAUAUAUCGCUUUGCAACUUAGCCAGGGAUAAAGUUUAAAAAACUAGAAACGCUCUUUUUCCUGCCUGACGAACGUGUUUAAAUGUUUUCAAUUUAUCUAAUAACAUUACUACGAUAAAAACAUUGACAAACAUCGAGAGACAAACAAAUAAUUUAAUCAAUUGAGAUGCUUGUCGAGUCUUUUCGUGGACAACGCGUUGUACUCUCUUAACGAAUUAUUGUUCGCGAUAAAAGCAUAAAAACAUAGAUAUAUUUGGUCAAGGUAUUAAAAUUAAAAUAACCCCGCCCCCCUUUCACCGAGUCGAUAAAUAUUUAAAAACAAGACACGAACAAAUUCAGUUUCAUUUUUUCGCGCGUUAACAUUCCGGCAACAUUUAGCGGCAACGUUUCAUUUUAUUACAAUUCAGCGGCUGGCCACAUCCUUCUUUCGGCCAUCUACUUUAAUUGGCGUUCUUACCUUGAUUCGGUUAUAUUCUUUUUGCUAGCGAUGCGUCACGAAUGAAACUCUGCAGACUACGGCGAAGGGGGCAGAGAAAACGCACAACCAGUUAAUUAAUAAGGCAAACGAUUCGUAGAAAAGUCAAAAGCUAGUAUAUAGGCGUUCUAGAGAAGACGCGCUGCAUUAUAUGUCGACGGUUAUCGUGUCACGAGAGAGCGUUCGCGUAAUAGAAAAAAUGAGUCGGGCGAAAAGAGUGCAACUUGGUUUCUAACCAACCGUCUUCCCUUUACUGGCUUCAUUAAGUCGCGACACACGAUGCCUUUUAACCGAGUAAAAAGUGGUCGACGCGAAGCGUCGGCUCAUGCCCUUAAAAGUUUUACGAUUCGGUUCUUAUAUUCUUUCCUCGUAUGUAUUUUCUUUUUUCUCUCUUGCUGUAUUUCUUAUCCGCAUUGUUAUUAUCGUUAUUAUAUUAUUGUUAUCCGUAUUGUAUUAUGUAAUUUAAGAGCCACGUAAAAGUCGAGUUAAUCGCGCAGCAACUAAAACUCAAUCAUAUCGCGAAUUUAUGAUUCUUAAACAGACGAUAUUCAAUUUGCUGAGUUUGGAUUUAACAACUUCGUGAGACCGCGUUUUAAAAUUUCAUAGAUUUCCCACUAACUCACCGCGGAAUCAAUAACGAUCCAAAAGGCGUAUCUUAUGUGGCCUUUACGUCGAUCGACUGUUUAGUAACCGAGAGUUCGUUAACUCUUGGCUCUCUCCUCCAUUUGCUUGCCUGAUUAAACGAAUAUCGCAAGUGGUUCGGAAGCGAGGAAAGUUAUAAAAGGGGAAUGAUUUGAAUCGCCAUCCCACUAAUUUAUAAAAAUAAGGUGUAACGAUUUUGUGUGUGUGUGUGUAUGUGUGUGCGUGUGUAUGAAUCCAUAAUAUACUACCAUUAAUAUCCCAUCUUUUUUUACGAUUCACAAAUCACAAGUUUCAAGUUUCUUUAAAAUUUCGUAAAAUGUAAAAUACGGAUAAGUUUCACACGUUUUAAACAUACAGUUUAAUCGAUCCUUUCUUUCGGUUGCGAACCACUUAGAUUUUUAAAAUACUACGUGUCACAACAGUUAAAUAAUCCCCAAGUAUAAUAUUCCUCGCAAUUCUCGACACGCGCGCGCUCGCACUGUGCAACAAGAUUAUAAUUUAAUUUUCGUCGAAAGAUGCGUUAUGAUUUCUUUUUCUUUUUUUUUUCUUUUUUUUUUUUUUUUUUUUUUU
Molecule: messenger RNA, 12210 nt
Organism: Bombus huntii
Lineage: Eukaryota; Metazoa; Arthropoda; Insecta; Hymenoptera; Apidae
Product: threonylcarbamoyladenosine tRNA methylthiotransferase
Exons: 2
Coding region: 1957-3579 (540 amino acids)
Biological process (GO): tRNA methylthiolation
Cellular component (GO): endoplasmic reticulum
Molecular function (GO): 4 iron, 4 sulfur cluster binding; tRNA (N(6)-L-threonylcarbamoyladenosine(37)-C(2))-methylthiotransferase activity
Source: RefSeq, a predicted model, not a curated record